Molecule: messenger RNA, 2848 nt
Organism: Pelodiscus sinensis (Chinese soft-shelled turtle)
Lineage: Eukaryota; Metazoa; Chordata; Testudines; Trionychidae
Source: RefSeq, a predicted model, not a curated record
UGGCCACGCAGCCACACGCUGGCUUGCAUGACACGUGUCUGCUGCGGGUCAGCAGGGAGCUCCUGGACAGCAGGGGCGGGCGAGGGGAGGCGUCCGCCGAAGCGAGCCCCGGAGAGCAGCCGAGAGCUUGGCUCCCCAGCUCCCACCAGCAGCCAGAGGCUGGAUUUGCGGGCCCGGCGUUCAGCCCGGAGCGGAUUUCCCUGGGCAAGGCGGAGGCGCAGGGAGGAGUGAAGCUGGUUCCGUGCCCGAGGAGGAAAGCAGAGCGCGCUGUCGGAGAGCGCGGCAGGCUGGGGGCGGGCUGCGGGCAAGGGGCGUGGGUGGGGCCGGCUGGAAGUGACACCCACGCCGCCUCCCGAGAGAGGGGGCUCUGACUUUGCCCCCCCAAGCCUGGUCCGCUCUGUUGUCCAAAGGAUGCUUCGUCCCCUCUGCCGCAGGACCCUGCCCUCGAGCUUCGCCGUCCCUGCCCCGCAGCCAGCGGCGUAAGCGGGUCCGCCCCGGGGACUCCUGUCCAGGAGCUGAAGCCGCGGGUCCGGAGCGCAGACCCAACCGGGAGCGCCCUGGCGCGGGGGGCGUCGGGCUCGGAUCCCACCCCUCCAUCUCGAGCUACCGCUUAACACCCUCGCCCGGGACCCGGCUGCGGAUCGGGGCCGCCCUGACUGCGGGGCGGGGUGGCUUCGCGGCGCCCAGCGAGUGGCGAGCCGGCAGCUGCGCGGAUCCGAAACCCACCCCCGCCCCCGGCCGAUGCUCCCCCUGGGCCGUGAUGCUGCGGGAAGGAGCCGGGGCGCGCAGGAAACAUGAGCCUGCAGGAGACGCGAGAUCAGGGCUGAAGUCUCCGCUCCAGCAUCGUGUGCGCGCUUCCCCCGCGCAGCCGGGCUGUUAGCCGCGCAGGGGCCACCUGAGCCCGGCCAGACCUCCCGAGGAGCCUGCGAGCUGCGCCCGGCCGUGCGCCCCCCGCCACCUGCCAGCCUCCCGGGGUGCCCCUACGGAAGAGGCCGAAGGGCAAACGCCAGCCCGCAACGCCUGCGCUCGGAGCGCCGCUGCGCCUCGCUGGGAAGCGCCCAGGGCUGGGUCCCUGGAAGGGGGGGCCGGCGGGGGGGCCGAUUUGCUGCUGAUCGGAAGUUCCUGACAAUAAGGCACCUUCAUCUCUCCAGAGGCGGAGGGCGCGGGCGAGCCGCGGCAGGCGGAGGAGCGACGGGGGAAGAGGCGAGCUGAUGCCGGAGGGAGCCACUCGGAGGAGGCAGACCCGGCAGGCUCGCAACUUCUCAUCUUUGUUUAUCAGCGCCAAGCGAGCUCGCUGGAAAGCCGCGGGGCUCGGCGGCCGGGUCCUGCCCAUGUCAAGCCUGCGGCUGGGGAUUUCGCUCCGUUAACUUGGCCUGCCCCCGCCUCCCUCAGCGAUGCCUUCACUGCUCUCCGCCUGCACUUGCUUAUGUUUCCAUUCCCUGCUGCUGUGCGCUCAGGUACAGAUGUUCGUGGCCGAAGAGAAUGUGGAUUUUCGGAUACACGUGGAGAAUCAGACGCGGGCAAGGGACGAUGUGAGCAGGAAACAGCUCAGACUUUACCAGCUGUACAGCAGGACGAGUGGGAAACACAUCCAAGUUCUAGGCAGGAGGAUCAGUGCCAAGGGGGAAGAUGGAGACAAAUAUGCCCAGCUUCUAGUGGAAACAGACACAUUUGGCAGUCAAGGAAUUUUCAGUGGUUCUCUAGCAACCACCUUCAUAAUUAUGUCUGCCCUUGCCCCGAGCUACAAAAUAGGAGGGAGGCCACGCAAGGAAGACCCUGUGGAGAAGGCACCAGCCCUGAGAGAAAGAGGAAGGGCAGGGGUGAGGCUACUGGUCCUCUGGAUGUCCUUUAAGCCUGACGGCACCAGCAAAGAAUGUGUCUUCAUUGAGAAAGUCCUAGAAAACAACUACACAGCACUGAUGUCUGCAAAAUACUCUGGCUGGUAUGUUGGAUUUACCAAAAAGGGAAGGCCGCGGAAAGGGCCCAAGACCCAGGAAAACCAGCAAGAUGUGCAUUUUAUGAAAAGGUACCCAAAGGGCCAAGUGGAGCUACAGAAACCUUUCAAGUACACCACAGUGACCAAGAGGACUAAGAGAAUACGACCUACAAACCCCAGUUAAAAGACAGACAAAACCAGUGUCACAAUAAUAAACCACAAAAAGACUGCACCAGAGGAAUAUUUUUACAUUAAAAAUAAGGAAGAAGCUUUAUUUUUGUACAUUGUGUUUAAAAAAUUUAAAAAAUAAAUAAAAAAAGACUGGAUGGCAAACGCUGGGGGAAGCUGUUAGGGAUUUCUUGUGACUUGAAAAACAAAAUGAACUGCUCUAUUUAAAUUGACUUCUUGUUGUUGACACAUAGGUGCUUAGUUCUCUUUUGGAACGGACAACUUUUCAGGCAGAUCCCUAGAGGAAAAACAAUUACGAUUAAAUAAAGUCAAACCAAAGAAAACCAAAGUUCUUUCCCAAAGUUACUGACACCCUGCCCUGAAAAAAAUCACCAGUUUUGCAGUAAUCUAUUUAUUAUCUGCUGCAAACUGUCCCGAGACAAGAUGGUGUGCGCCGCAGUGAUUGAGUUUCGGUGGAGUUCUCGAUGCAUCGAUCUUCUGUAACCUUUCUCAUGACAUAAGGUGUCACGGCUCUGUGAUCCUGCAUUAUGCUCAGUUCUGGAGAAUGCUGCUAACUACAUUCAAGUGACUAAAAAUGACCUAAUACACCAAUGAUAAGGGAAUAUUUUAAAACCAGCUAUAUUAUAUAUAUUAUAUAUAUAUAAGCUAUUUAUUUCAUCUCUCUGUAUAUUGCAGUUCCAUGAACCAAGUAUUACUGCCUCAACAAUUAAAAAAUUAUUUAAA